This is a messenger RNA of Symbiodinium natans, 2874 nucleotides long. The record is from the annotation of a GenBank genome assembly. NCBI's taxonomy places the organism in Eukaryota, Dinophyceae, Suessiales, Symbiodiniaceae.
AUGCACAAGACCCCCGUGUGGCACUGUACCGUUCGCAAGCUACGCGGGACUGGGACACCUACCAGAAGCAGUUGCGGGCGCUGGCCUCCACGGUUGCCGAGAAGGCACUACGGCGAGGCUUGUCUGGAGCAACUUGCGCAUCCAGGUGCCGCCACAGCUGCCGCUGCAGUGGCUUCCGUUGUCCUGAAAGAAGGUGCAUCUGCCGAAAUGCAAGAGUUGGCAACAAAGGUUUCCACUGUGGCAAGAUGCCCGGUUUACGAGCUGCCAGCAGCGCUGCUGGAAGAAUUCUGCAUGGAUCUGUCUUGGGGAGAGCCCGUGCGCUACGCAAUCGCAUGGCCGAGGUCCAGGGCGUUGCAAGACUUGAAGCCGCCAUUCUUGGUGCUAGAUGGUCUUGUGUCUGCGUGGAAUCUGGGCCAAGCCGUCCGGAGCGCCGUGAUGCUGGGCGUGCGGUCCAUCAUCCUGUCCCGCUCGAGCUUCAACUGCUUGAAUGGUCGAGCUUGCCAUGCCUCGUGUGGCUGGCUUUACCAUGCCGAGUACCACCUGGCGGAACCCUUGGCGGAUGCUGUGGAAAGCCUCCGGGGGCUGGGCAACAGUAUCUACGCAGCUGAGGAAGACCACCCCAACUCAGUCGGGCCGCACACCCCACGAGGUGAUGCACGUUGGGCCCUGGUGGUGGGCAACGAGGAGAAAGGUCCCUGGCGAACCGUCAGCCCGAGAAUGCUACCACAAUUCCAUGACAAUUCUAGGAGCUUGGGCUGGCAGAAGCGCAUGCAGUGCUUCUCCGCGAAGCCAUCCCCACAGGGUGCGCCAAGUCCAGACCCCUCGCCACAAGAAGUGGCGAGCUGGCAAGAAUGCAGGGCCAACAACCUGAGAUCUGCAGAGAGAAGGUUGGCAGACAAGCCUCAGCUGAGGAGUUUGGCUGUAGAGCCUGCAUGGCUGGAGCGCGCAUCCCACCUCCUGGAGCAGGACCCAUCUACUUUCGAACCUUCAGACCCGGAUGCUUUCCGCGAGCUAGUUGACACACAAACGACAGAGAUGAAACGAGCCCUGUCGAUGAUGGACGGCUCUCAAGAUGAGUGCUGGUUAUACAGCUACGCAGACGACGUCCUGCUACCCUUCUCCCACAAAGUCCGGCCGCCACUCGAUGCAGCGUCGCUUCAGCUUGCCGACCUACACGACGCCAACCUCGCUGGGGCCAGCUUGAAAGGGGCUUUCUUACAAGGAGCAGACCUGAGUGGUGCUGACCUGCGCUUCGCAGACCUGCGGGGUGCGAAGCUGGCACUCGCCAACCUCGGAGCUGCAAAUCUCACUGGGGCCCUCAUCUCUGGAGCCGAUUUCCGGGGUGCCAACCUGAGCGCAACACACAUGCAUGGGACCUGGGCAAGGGAAGCAUGCUUCGACUGGGCUCAGGUGGAGGACUCUGCCUGGGAGGAGGUGUUCCUUGUGAAUGCCUCCAUGCAAGGGUGCAUUUGGGACUGCUGCAGCUUGCAGGGAUCCUGGCUGGAUGGUGCCAAGCUUCAAGAUGCGAAGCUCUCAAACUGCAUCCUUAAGAGGGCGCGGUUGGCGGGAGCCGAUCUGACGGAUGCCGAGCUGAGAAGCUGCACCUUUGCAGGCGGCGAGCUUGCGGGUGCGACCUGGGGAGUGUCAAAUCCUCCCCGGGUCGCACAGAUAACCGUGGAAGGAUCCAGAUUCGCGGCUCCCCGGCGCCGCGAAGUGCGAGCUCAGGGUGGCAACCUGCGGCGUCUGCUCAUGAUGCUGUUCUUCGACGACUCCGACGGGGAGGAGGACGCAGAUUCCGAGGACCAGGAGGAAGAAGAGAACAAGGAGGAUGAGGAGGAUGAGGAGGACAAGGAGGAAGAGGACACAAAUGAGAAAGUUCAGCUCGGAGAACAGGAAGAGCAAGGCGAGGAAGGGAGUUUCAUGCCCUUGCUGUCGGAGGCGGUGGAGGUGGCUGGAGACCUUGCGGGCCAGGCCGCAGACCAAGCGGAGAGCUUCGCCUCAAGGCAGCUGCAGUCAAAAGUGGAGAAGGCCAAAGCCCGGCUGGGGGAGAUGAUGGGGGGAGUGGAUGCGGCUGUGAAGCCCAAGGCCCGGGCACUGCAGAAGAUGAUGGCAAGCCGCCGUUUCGUGAAGCUUUGCGCCUCACCCUCUGUGCCGCCAACGACCGUCAACAAGGUCCUAGGGAUGAUCGCAAGAACGAAGUCGGCCAAGAAACUGAAUAAGACCUUGGAUGAGGUGUGUACAGAGCUGCAAAAGAUCCAAGACCAGGGCUUAGCGCCUCUACUUCAGAAGGUGCUGGACGCCCAGCUCGCGGGCCGAACUGGCUACUCUUCUGGGCAGAUCCUUCGGAUCUUCCGCAUCACUGCUUUGCAGAUGGCCCGGGAUGCCAGGGAGCUGAACAAGCUGCAGGCCUACCUGGAGAAGAUGCAGGAAACCGUGAAUGAAAACAACUGGGACGAUGUUCUCGACAAUUUCACAUGCUUCUUUGCCUUGCAGAAGCACCUGCAAGGAGAGAGAUCACAGCAGAUCUUUCAGAUGGUUUGGAAAGAUCGAGCUUUCCGGGCUUGCGUGCAGCAGGCCGUUCUGUUUGAAGAAGUUCUGCCUGUUAACCAUCCGCCUGUCUUUGUCAUCCAUACUGUCAAGAAGGCGGUAGGGUACAUCAAGGACAACGCGGAAUCUUGGGAGAAGGCGAUCGCAAAGGAACUUGCAGCCAUCGAGCUGACUCGAACUCGCCAGUCCCAGUUUUUUACUUUCCUCGUCUCUGCUGUCACAGGCGUUUUCAUGUACAUUGCAACAUUUCUGUCCAGCGUGACGUUUCAAGCCUUCCAGGAAGGGCGGCUAACUCUGCCAUACCUGUCUGAAUGGCUGCAUGACUAG